Messenger RNA from Chrysochloris asiatica (Cape golden mole), 2106 nucleotides. RefSeq names its product Hermansky-Pudlak syndrome 1 (gene HPS1). Gene Ontology annotation, biological process: melanosome assembly; vesicle-mediated transport. The coding region runs from base 1 to 2106 and encodes 701 amino acids. The transcript is spliced from 18 exons. Gene Ontology annotation, molecular function: guanyl-nucleotide exchange factor activity. Gene Ontology annotation, cellular component: BLOC-3 complex. The record is from RefSeq and is a predicted model, not a curated record. NCBI's taxonomy places the organism in Eukaryota, Metazoa, Chordata, Mammalia, Afrosoricida, Chrysochloridae.
AUGAAGUGUGUCUUGGUGGCCACCGACAGUGCAGAGAUUCUCUUCUACUGGACAGAUGAGGAGUUUGAGGAAAAUCUCCGGCUGAAGUUCGGGCAGUCAGACAGUGGGGAAGAGCUCCCUGCCCUGGAGGACAGACUCAGCACCCUGCUGGCCCCGGUCAUCAUUUCCACUACCACCAUGCUGGAGAAGCUCACAGACACCUAUACCUGCUUCUCAACGGAAAAUGGCAACCACCUGUAUGUCCUCCACCUGUUUGGAGACUGCCUGUUCAUUGCCAUCAAUGGAGACCACACAGAGAGCGAAGCGGACUUGCGGCGGAAGCUGUGCGUGUUCAAGUACUUGCUUGAGCUGCACUUUGGGCUGGUUACUGUGGACGGCCAGCUUAUCCGAAAAGAACUGCGUCCCCCAGACCUGGAGCGGCGUCGCCAGGUGUGGAAGCGUUUCCAGAGUUUGCUGUCAACUGCCAGCCGACUUUGGGAACAGGAGCAAUGCUUUGCUGUGGAGGCUGUGGAGCGGCUGAUCCACCCCCAGCUCUGUGCGCUGUGCAUAGAGGCGCUGGAGCGGCAUGUCAUCCAGGCUGCCAACAGGAGCCCCAGGCGGGCCGGCGAGGAGGCCCUGCAUGCCUUUCUGCUAGUACACUCCAAGCUGCUGGCCUUCUACUCCAGCCACACUGCCAGCUCGCUGCGCCCCACAGACCUCCUGGCCCUCAUCCUGCUGGUCCAAGAUCUCUACCCCAGCGAGAGCACGGCCGAGGCUGAGGACGCACAGGCUUCCCCACUGAGGCUCCACCACAGCCCGAGCAUCCCCGUGGAGCAGCCAUCGAGCCCUGGAGCCCCACAUGCACUCCGGAGUUCUGCAGAGACGGAGACAGACAGCAUCUCCCUCCCCGAGGAGUACUUCACACCAGCUCCUUCUCCUGGCGAGCAGAGCUCAGGUAGCACCGUCUGGCUGGAAGAAGGUACCCCACCCACUGAUGUCGCCCUGAUCCCGGAGGCCAAGGGCACUCAGCAGACACAGAGUCCUCACUCCCCAGCAGCAUCCAGCCCUAGAAGGAUUUUCCUGGACGCUGCUGUGAAGGAGAGCUACUGCCCCUUGGUGCCCCACACCCUGUACUGCCUGCCCCUGUGGCCGAGCAUCAACAUGGUACUUCUGACUAAGAGUCCUGGUGCCCCCCUGGCCCUGGCCCUAUACCAGCUCCUAGAUGGGUUUUCUCUAUUGGAGAAGAAGCUGAAGGAGGGGCAGGAGGCUGGAGGCACCUUGCGGUCCCACCCCCUCAUGGCAGACAUACGCCAGAGGAUGGACAAGUUUGUCAAGAGUCGAGGGGGCCAGGAGAUUCAGAGCACCUGGCUGGAGUUUAAGACCAAGGCCUUCUCCAGAAGUGAGCCAGGAUCCUCCCGGGAGCUGCUCCAGGUCUGCAGGAAGGUGAAGCGGCAGCUCUGUGCCAUCUACCGCCUCAGCUUCCUGAAUGCAGCGCCAGGCCAGGGCAGCCCCCACCUGCCCCAGCACCUGCUGGACCAAGCCCAGAAGCUCAUGAGAGAGAAGCUGGCAGACUGGAAAGACUUCUUACUGGUGAAGAGCCGGCGGAACGUCACCAUGGUGUCCUACCUGGAAGACUUCCCAGGCUUGGUGCAUUUCAUCUACGUGGACCGCACAACUGGGCACAUGGUGGCCCCUUCCCUCAAUGUCAGCAAGAAGACAUCGUCAGAACUGGGCAAGGGGCCCCUGGCUGCCUUCGUCAAAACUAAGGUGUGGUCUCUGAUCCAGCUGGCACGCAGGUACCUGCAGAAAGGCUACACCACGCUGCUGUUCCGGGAGGGGGACUUCUACUGCUCCUACUUCCUGUGGUUCGAGAACCAUUUGGGCUGCAAACUGCAGAUAAUCGAGGUGCCUGUCCUUUCUGAUGACUCGGUGCCCAUCGGCAUGCUGGGUGCAGACUAUUACAGGAAACUCCUGCGCUAUUACAGUAAGAGCCACCCAGCCGAGGACGUCAGGUGCUAUGAGCUGCUGGCCAUCCACCUGUCUGUUAUCCCCACCGAUGUGGUGGUGCAGCAGGUGGGCGAGUUGGCCUGGCGCCUGUGGGAGGCCUCCCACACACCCCUAUUCUAG